UGGCUGAGCAGGUGCACACUAACUAUCUCGAAGUUGGUGCAGAUAUUAUUAUCACAGCAUCAUAUCAGGCUACUACCAUUCAGGGAUUUGAGGCAAAGGGAUACUCUACUGAAGAAGGUGAAACCAUGUACGUUGAGGAGAAGUGUCGAGAUCACUUGUGAGGCAAGAGAAGCCUACAACAAAAGAUGCGAAGAAGCUCAACAUGACAUUGAUAGUAGUGGCAAUGUCUUGAAGCAGCGGCCUAUAAUAGUUGCUGCUUCUGUUGAAAGCUAUGGAGCUUAUUUGGCUGACGGAUCAGAGUACAGUGGAAUCUAUGGUGAAGCUGUUAGCUUGGAGACCUUGAAGGAGUUCCAUCGCAGAAGGCUUAAAAUCUUGGCAGAAUCCGGUGCUGAUCUCAUAGCAUUCGAAACCAUUCCAAAUAAGGUGGCAGCUCAGGCCUAUGUUGAGCUUUUAGAGGAAGAAGACAUUGAAGUUCCUGCAUGGUUUGCUUUUUAUUCCAAGGACGAUAUCAAUGUUGUGGUGAUUCUUUGA
Molecule: messenger RNA, 531 nt
Organism: Linum tenue
Lineage: Eukaryota; Viridiplantae; Streptophyta; Magnoliopsida; Malpighiales; Linaceae
Source: the annotation of a GenBank genome assembly